AUGUUUGUCUGCCCCGAAACACAGAACACCUGCGUGGACGAUAUCUUACUGCAAAUCAGGGAGCAGCUCGCCAAGUCGAGAGUGAUAGAAACGGACCUGGCCAAGCCUCUGCUCGAUUCCCUGCUCCGUGUGGCGCUGGGCGCGUUCUCUGGUGAUCCGGACCAUGCUGAAGAAAAGAUUGAGAAGCCGCAUUACGCUGAAAAGGAGCCUGUGUCACAACCUGGAGAUAUUUCUGAGGAAACCGAGGAAUCGCAGAGCUGCAGCCUGAAGCUGUUUGCUGAGGAGGAGGGGUAUGAAGCAGACAGCGAAAGCAACCCCAACGACGGUGAAACCAAGAGCGAAGGAGCAGACACCAAGGCAGACCCAGGAUGUGCUGGUCCUUCAGGUUAUUUUAAUGACCUACCCGAAAGCAUCAACCGAGGAGAGUUAAUGUAUCCUGAAAUCUGCAUGUUGGAGCUCAACCUGCUCUCGGCCGGCAGUGCCGGUUUGGAUGUGCUGGCUCACGGCUUCCAGAGCUGCCUGAAGAUCGUCAGCCAGAGGGAGAGCAACGCCACUGCACUGAUCGAGCAGGGAGCUGUUAAACAUCUUUUGGGAGGAUUUCUGCACAUAUUGACACAGACGGAGUCAAGUUUUCAUGCAUGUCAGGUUGUGCUGGUAGAGCUGUUAGUCUCCUUGAUGAGCUCACAGACGUGUUCAGAAGAGCUCACCCUGCUCCUGAGGAUAUUUCUGGAGAAGACCCCGUGUACGGAGAUCCUACUCAAGGGCGUGUUGAAGAUCAUAGAAACCAACGUCUUUAUGAACCCGUUACAGUACCUUUCCUUCCCGUUGCUGCACGGCACCAGCGUGAGCAGCGGCUCUUCGCAGAAAUCCGCUUUCACUUCCAUCACCAGAGCUGCUGGACCGCCAAAGAGAGCAAAGCUGUCACAGAGCAAGAGGGAGGCAGACGGCAACAACCUGAGUCACCAGCUGCUUUCCUCCUGGCACGUCGCCCCCGUCCACUUGCCGUUAGUUGGGCAGAACUGCUGGCCUCACAUGUCUGAAGGCUUCAGUGUCUCGCUGUGGCUUCGUCUGGAGCCUGCUCAUGAAGCAGAAAUUCCAGCAGAAAAGGGGAGAAAGGCGAAGAGAAGAAGCAGACCGGUGGCUGUGAGAGAGAGCAGCUUUGACAGCACGGACGAAACAAAGUCUGCAGGGAUGGAGUACCUGAGCCUGGGGGACAAACUUGUCGAGGACGGCUGCGUUCACAUCGUUUCGCUGGGCUCCAAAGCGCUGAUGAUCCAAGUCUGGGCGGACCUGAACACCGGAGCGUUCGUGUUUCGGAUGUGCAUGGAUCCAAACGACGAGAUGAAAGCCGGUCUGCUGGCGCAGGCCGAGUCUCCAGAGAACACAUUCCUGGUGGGCAGGUGGCAGCAUCUGGCAAUAACCUAUCUGCAGCAGCCGGAGGGCAAGAAAAACGUCCACGGAAAGCUGUUUGUGUGGGUUUCUGGUCAGAGGAGGUGUGAGAUUAAUUUAGAUUACGCGCUGCCGAGGAAAUCCAGCUUGUCAUCGGACAGCAAUAAAACGUUUUGCAUGAUUGGCCACUGUACCUCGUCUCACGAGGAAUCGCUCCGGCUGUCGGGCAGAUGGGAUCUUGGAAACCUGCUUCUGUUUAAUGGUGCAAAGAUCGGACCGGAGGAAGCAUUUUACCUGUACACGUGUGGGCCGGACUUCACAUCUGUAAUGCCUUGUAAAUAUGGCAAAACAUCAACCGAUUUCUCCAAGUACAUAAGUAAGGAGAUCCUACAGUGUGAGCAGAUCAAGGAGCUCUUCAUGGCAAGAAAGGAGGUGGAUGUUGGGCCUUUAAUUGAGAGCCUUGCAGUUGUGUAUGCUACCUGCUGCCCUGGUCAGUACACCAUAUACGAGCCCGUCAUCAGGCUGAAAGGGCAGGGGAAAGCCGUGCCUGCACAGAGACCCUUCAGCUCCAAGGACGUCCAGAGCAACGCGCUGGACCCUCAGCACCUGAAAACGCUCCAGGCCGUUGAAUACAAAACCCUGCAGGGCAUCCUGCAUGAAAUCGGGGGGACGGGGGCGUUCGUCUUCCUCUUUGCUAGGGUUGUGGAGAUUAGCAGCUGUGAAGACACUCAGGCUUUAGCGCUGCAGCUCAUCCUGGCGCUAACCAAGUACAACCAGCAGAGGAUACAGGAGAUGGAGAACUGCAACGGUUACUCCAUGAUUCGUCGGGUGUUGAUCAAACCAAAGUGCAUUGUUGGCUUUUGCAUGCUGAAG
This is a messenger RNA of Mesitornis unicolor (brown roatelo), 2262 nucleotides long. Its product is annotated as lysosomal-trafficking regulator-like. Gene Ontology annotation, molecular function: protein kinase binding. Gene Ontology annotation, cellular component: membrane; cytosol. The record is from RefSeq and is a predicted model, not a curated record. The annotation marks the transcript as partial. Lineage: Eukaryota; Metazoa; Chordata; Aves; Mesitornithiformes; Mesitornithidae. Gene Ontology annotation, biological process: intracellular protein localization. The transcript is spliced from 12 exons.